This is a messenger RNA of Hipposideros armiger (great roundleaf bat), 899 nucleotides long. It is a transcript of the gene NTAQ1, whose product is annotated as N-terminal glutamine amidase 1. Gene Ontology annotation, molecular function: protein-N-terminal asparagine amidohydrolase activity; protein-N-terminal glutamine amidohydrolase activity. The transcript has 5 exons. The coding region runs from base 330 to 872 and encodes 180 amino acids. NCBI's taxonomy places the organism in Eukaryota, Metazoa, Chordata, Mammalia, Chiroptera, Hipposideridae. Gene Ontology annotation, cellular component: nucleus; cytosol. The record is from RefSeq and is a predicted model, not a curated record.
CAGGCACCGCCCACCGGAACCAGCUCCGCCUGCUCAGGGCCGCCCUGGGCCGGCUCAUUCAGCCCCUAGCUCCACCCACCGGAACUUGCACCGCUCUUCUGGACCCAGGGCUCUGGGAACCUGAGCCGCUCGCCCCGCCCAGAUCCCCGCCUGCAGGUCCCAGGCUCCACCACUCGGGAACUGCACCAGCUGCCCGGGCUCCGCCCACUCCGCUUCGAGAACCUGUGCGGACUGCAACGCGCCAGCUCCUUCCCCGGAGCGCGCCUGCGUUUCUGGACCAAUUGGCGCGCCUCAAGCCGGUGCCCUGGCCCAAGCCACCAUGGAGGGGAAUGUUCCCGCCGCCGCAGCCGCCGGCUACCAGCCGGCCAGCCCCCCAAGGGACGCCUGUGUCUACAACAGCUGCUACUGAUCUGAAGAAAAAGGGCAGAAACUUCAUGGAUACUGGUGGGAGAUCAUUCCAGGCAGAGGACCAGCAGGUGCAGAGGCUGAGAAGGAAGCCUGCCAUGAAUAUCCUAGGAAUAACAAGGAGGCUGGCAUGGUUGGAGUGGAGCAGUUUGGUGGAAGAAUGUGAAGAAAAUAUUUGGAAGCUCUGUGAAUACAUCAAAAACCACAACCAGUAUCCGUUAGAAGAAUGUUACGCUGUUUUCAUAUCUAAUGAGAGGAAGAUGAUACCUAUCUGGAAACAGCAGGCCAGACCUGGAGAUGGACCUGUGAUCUGGGAUUACCAUGUUGUCUUGCUUCACGUUUCAAGUGGAGGAGAAAGCUUCAUUUAUGAUCUCGACACUGUCUUGCCGUUUCCCUGUGCUUUUGACGCUUACGUGGAAGAUGCCUUUAAAUCGGACGAGGACAUCCAUCCACAGUUCAGAAGGUGAGGAAGUUCAGGAUGGAUUUGCCUACUU